Molecule: messenger RNA, 5691 nt
Organism: Penicillium paradoxum
Lineage: Eukaryota; Fungi; Ascomycota; Eurotiomycetes; Eurotiales; Aspergillaceae
Product: putative Rho guanyl nucleotide exchange factor
Exons: 2
Coding region: 1-5691 (1896 amino acids)
Biological process (GO): intracellular signal transduction
Cellular component (GO): cytoplasm
Molecular function (GO): protein binding; guanyl-nucleotide exchange factor activity
Source: RefSeq, a predicted model, not a curated record
AUGUCUGGCGGUGGCGAGCAGGGUUUUGAUGUCCGGUAUUGCGGGCCGCCUCCGUUUGGGCGACAAGUGUCGGCUCCAAUAUUUGACCAAUCUGUCCAUCAUCACACUACCACUUCGUUAGCUGACUCGCCGACCGUUUCUCUUUCCCCCCAGGCACCAUCACCGUCCACGUAUUCUCCACUGCCGUCGGGCUUCAUUCGACCCCAUAAUACCUCCACUUCGACGAAUCAUCUGUCGGGCGAUCAAUUGGAAGAUCGUAGAGGACGGGAGUCCCCAGACCCUGCUGACUAUUAUCGCCAGCGUGGGGCCCUGUCAGGGACUGUGUCCAAUGUAACAGAGGGGUUCGGCGAUGUAAGAACAGGCAUGGCUGCGGCCGACUAUCCUUCUAUCAGUGACAAAGUGUCACCCCUGCCAACAAAUAUGCUGGAGCCAUCGCGCACCAGACGUCAACCGUAUCGUUCGACCUCAGAUUCUCCAACGUUAGGAGGUCCCCCUACCACUCUAGCCUCAUUACCCUCGAAUCCAAGAGCACGACAGCCGUCGUUCAAAGAUCUUGUCAAUAAAUUCAACAAAACCUCGGACCAGGUCCUUCCUCUACCCACCGUUUCUCGUUCAACCUCGAGGGCAGUGAGCCCUUCUGGAAGUGUGGACGGUGAGCGGAAUCGUGCUUUGCCACGGCAUCGUGAGUAUCGCGAUUCUCUACCGGAGGCGAUCACCAGCUAUCCUCGAGCUCCGGUUGAUUCGACCCCCUCUUCGCCAGUGGCCCAUACAUUUGGCCCGCCUCUGGACACAAACGGUGCUGUUCCGCCGCCUUUAUUCCAACGAAUUUCCCAAUCGAAUCCUCGCCGACCGUUGUUCAGCGAACUGUUGUCAAUAGACACACAAGUCAACAACAGGCCCUUAUCGCGUCUGCAACGCCGCGGUUCGGAUGGAAGUAUCCCAAGUCCGAACCCAGCCUUCCUUGAGCAACAGGAUCAAUACUCGAAAUCGCCACUUACCCCAACUGCAUGGUAUCUCGGACACACAACUUCUCUGGAGGCAGUUCAUGUUGGAAUAAACAACACCGGCAGCCAUCGCAGAGUGCAAAGCGAUUUGGACAAAACCAGGAACCCCCUUGCAGAUCCGUGGGAUCCUGAAAUGGCAGUACCUGCGCCCUUGCAGCGGACUAAACCCGGCCAUGGCUCGCCCCCGGAUAGUCCAAAUUCCAAGUCGCGCAUUCCUGUCUUCUCACACCGUCUUAUCACUGCUUCCGGUCCCGAAAGCUUAUCCCCGUCCUCCCAUCCCACGUUCAGCAGCCGAUCUGCUGCCAUCGCUUCGCCACCUAGGGGCAGUAGUCGCCUUCCUAUUCCGUCGCCCAGACAAAGUCCUCCCCGCAUGCUAGCGGAUGAUGCGGCCUCGUUUGCGACAAACUCGCGUGGUAGACGGGAUCAAACAACUGGGCGAUCCCGCAAUCAAUUAUCUGAAUCCAGUCGCCGACUCCAGGCCUAUAUCGCUGAACCGCCGCCCCAAAAAUCCCAUACAUUACGCAGUUCACGACCCCGACCAGCGGUUUCACAUGGUGCGGCAGUCUCCCCACGCUCCAAAGUUGGAGAUAGAAUUUUGAAUUUACAGAAGCACCCCGAAUAUAGCGAUUCGCGAUCUCGCCCUCAGCGCAAAUUGCCUGAAUUGGGCAAUGUUGAUUUUGAUGCUCGUCGUAGACACAUCCAACAACAAAUCAACCGACACGCGGCCAAACCAAUUGUUCAAAACCCCAAGAAUGAUAAAAAGCCGGACGAAUCAUCCGAUGCCCAGUUUGGACGUUCUGAUUUGGAGCAAGACCAGAAGACGCACGAAGAUUCCAAGCAAUCAGCAGAUGAACCUACAGUCACGCCAAAUCCGGCUGUGACCAACACGACGUUAUCCGAUGAGAUGGCUACCAUGGUCAAAGAGCCUACCGGGCCCGUUGAGUGCAAGGAAAACGGUGUCCAUGCUGUUCCGAGGCUGCAUCUCAACACUGCCCUCUUGACGUCGGAUAUGGCAGCACCACACACAACAAUGGACUCCCCCACCCUUGGUCUUCCACAGGAAGUGAUUUCAAGGACUGCGGACGAAGCACAGCCUAGCAAUGACGGCCGGCCACAGUCAAGCGCCACAACAAAUUCCGAUGACACCCAUGUCACCACCUUUGAUCCAGAGCCGCAGCCUGGGCUGCUCCAGCGCAAUCCCGGUAUCUCUCAUCGGACUCUUUUGAGUCAAAUCAUGCAAAUUCGAGAGUCUAGUCCGAGCGAUGACUCAUGUGAUGAACCUGAUUGCAGUCUUUCGGAAAAUGAUGGGAGAGAGUCCAUUCGGAUUAUGCUUGGGGGUACGAACUACUACACUUCGUCUGAUAGAACUAAUAUUAAAGAGCGUCGUCACACAUCAGUGCAUCAGGCUCCAAACAGUGCUAACCCUCACAACCGUUGGAGCAUUGGAUCAUGGUCCUCUGUACAAAAUCAACAUUCUACCUGUGAUGAGCAAUGUGAUGAGAGCGGGGAUGACAUUGUUCUUCAAGACCAUGAAAUGGGACCCCCGACUGAAAGUUGUUCGGCGGUUUCAACAAGACCAGCUUCAAUGGCGGAUGAUGAAUCCUCCGCUCCGAUUCAGGAUCAUGGUGUAAUGGGACCGAACACACUUCAGGCAUCUGACCAUUACCGGAUAGAUGCCUUCUCUACUCCUCCAAGCUUGGCGAGGAUGGGUAGAUGGGAUUCGAAACGUGUCACCCAGCUCUACCUGGAGGAGUUGACGCGAGGCAGGAACUACAGCCUUGUCUCAGAGCACCAGGCCCUCCGUGAGCCUCGGUCUCAUCCAUCUGAUGUGCAUCCAGAUGCGCAACCUGAUACUCUGACGGACGAUCCAGUGCUCGUCCCGGGGUACCAGGACUUCAGCAUCUCAGAUCGACACUCUCACACGGCUAGUUUGAUAGGGCGCGAUGAUUGGGAACAUGCAUCGCCCUCUAUCAUGGACUGGAUGCAGAUUGCUGCUGAAGAUGAUGCCAUUACUCCGAACACCGAAACCGAUGGCAUGCGCACUGAAGGAGUGCUUACACCUCGUCUAGCUUCGACAAAUAGAGACGCCGGCGUUGCCAGUACAAACAAUGGCCUCGGGGUAUCUGUCGAUCUCCAAACCAACAGCCAGCUAUUUGAUCCCUUUUCACAUUAUUCAUUCUCAUCAACUCUCUUUCAGCCUUCAACAACGGACUCAACCAUUGUCGAGAUUUCCGUCGAAGGUCCACUCAAGCGACUGGGCCAAGCUGAAUCAAACCCCGCCAUGCAGUCUGGUUCUCGAGUUGCGAGACACAGUGCGGAUAGCAGCGAGGACUCUUCGUUCCUACAUCUGGAACCUGGUCAAUCUCCCGAAGCCGCUGGAUCUUCAGCCACAUCACUUGUCCCGUCCACGGAGCAAACCAUGCCUGCUGAGCCGAACAAGUCACCUUCUCCGGAGCAAAGACGCCUCAAGAAGCGGCGGCACAUCAUCAAAGAAUUAGUUGAUACUGAACAUACUUUCGGUCAUGAUAUGAUGGUUAUUGAGGAUAUCUACAAAAGCACCUCGCAUGCGUUGUUGGAUCCUGAUGAUGUCAAAGUCCUUUUUGCCAAUUCGGAUCAAGUCGCGAACUUCUCCGACACCUUCUUGUAUCAUCUCAAGCAAGCAGCCAAAAGCAUUUAUGUUAUUCCAAUGUCUCAACGGUGGACUAGCAAACGCAGCCGCAACAACCAACCUGCCGAAUCCACGGCUUUGGGGACCGAUGAAGUGUCCGAGCGUGAGGGAUUGUCGGAGCUUGAAAAAGAUCGUGCUACUUCUGUUGGCCGGGUGUUUGUCACAUAUAUGACACAGAUGGAAAAGGUGUACACUGAUUAUUUGAAAAACCACGAUGCUGCAAACAAGAAGCUCCAGGCCCUGCAGCGCAUUCCGAAUGUAGGCAUUUGGCUGAGCGAAUGUCGGAAAUGUGCUCACGAUCUCACAACUGCCUGGGAUUUGGACUCCUUGCUCGUUAAACCGGUGCAGAGAAUCUUGAAGUAUCCUCUCAUUCUCCGCGACCUGUUGGAGUCCACACCAAACGAUCACCCGGACAGAGAGUCGAUUGCUAGUGCACUCGAGGAAGUCACCAAUGUUUCCCAUCGUAUCAACGAGUUAAAGAAACGGGCAGACCUUGUUGGUCAAGCUGUUGGUCGAAAGCGCAACCAGUCGGAUGUGCGUGCCGGUCUAUCUAAAGCCUUUGGUCGUCGCACGGAGAAGUUCAGACAGCAGGUUGGACUCUCUGACCUGUUCGAAGACAAAACCUAUGAUUCUCUGGCGCAGAAACUUGGGGAUGGCUACUUCCAGUUGCAAGUAGUUAUGCGUGAUGCUGAGAGUUACUCCCGGGAUGUUCAACUCUACGUGAACCAGUUCAACGAGUAUGCUGAUUCGAUUGAAGAAAUCAUCGGCAUGUCCCCCUCCCCCUAUCCACAGUUGGAAAGCAAGUGGCAUCGGUUCAAGAUGACAGUUCAAGAACUUGUGACGACUGCUCUUCCGGAACAUCUUGCUGUCGUCCGCAAAACAGUCAUCGAUCCAAUGGUUGAGCUACUCGGUCUUUAUAACUCACCCCAGCGAGUCAUGCGCAAGCGUGACAAGCGACUCCCGGAAUAUGCACGCUAUAAAGCUAUUAAGGACCGUGGCGAUAAACCCGAUAAAAAGACCACUGAACAGGGCGAGCAGUUCUUGGCUUUGAACGAUACUUUGAAGGAUGAAUUGCCUAAACUCUAUGCGUUGACCUCUAAACUGAUGGAAGCGUGUCUGAAGAACUUCAUCGAAAUCCAAACUGUGUGGUACAGUAUUUUGCAGAAAAAGAUUGGGGUCCAUGUGGAAAUGUUCCCCAGCGACCUCGAAAGGCUCAUCGACGAGUUCAGUAGUGACCACAUCUUGAUGGAGGCACGAAUGGGGGAGCUGAGCUCUUGCAACGGGGCUCUAAUGGCCCAGUCGCUGAAUCUGGUCCCUCUUUCGCCCAGUGAGCGUGAUCACAAUCCCAUGUCGCCUCGCCGACCCUCCACGGUCAGCAGUUCACAUGCUCGACCUGGAUCCAUGACCGAGGAUUCACCGAAUGUUUCUCGUGAUUUCAGUGUUGGCAGCCAGUCAUUCCAAUCCCCCCAGAUGGAAUGUCACUCCAGCCGCAGCAGCCGUUACCGCGCUGAUUCUGUUCUAUCGGGCCGGAACGUGUCCGACAAUUCCAAUCACUUGCUUCAACAAGUCACCAACUCCCCUGCGCAUCCAAGAACAAGUGAUAUCGAGCCUUUCCCAAGCCUGCCGAGGCUCAGCCUGGAUACGCCCUUCCUCACAGACAUUAUCACCAGCUCCUCUCACUCGAGCAAUCCGCCAGGCUCCCCUGCUGACCGAUACUCCGGGUUUUUCUCGUCUGCCAUGCCCAUGUCGGAUACCCCAGGUGAUGCUGCUGUACCCGCGCCUGCUGAACGCAACGUCCCUCCCACGGGUCCUGCAACCUUGUUUUGUGCCGCCAGCGUUUGCGACUUCAACAUUGAGACUCGCACCGAGGGCGGGUAUCCCUACCUCACCUACGGGAGCGGCGAUGUCUUUGAUAUUGUCGGCGAGAAGGGCGAGCUCUGGCUUGCUCGCAAUCAGGACGAUGCCACAGGAACAGUGGGAUGGAUCUGGAACCGGCAUGUUGUCCGGCUUGCCAGUUGA